AUGCUGUGCGAGGAGCGGCUUCUCUCGCCCGAAGCCGGCGAGCUGCCGGCCUACCUGGCGCUGCUAGACGCGUGUUUGGCGGUCAACCAGGAUCGGGAUGACCGCUCGGAGGGCGGCCCGAGGCCGGAGGUGGAUCGGAUCUUCAAGGCGACCGGGCGGACGGUCCCACAGUUGGCUUAUUCCCAGGGCCGCCGCGCCGGCGGGACGCAACUUCCUGCCGCGCUGCUGACCCACGUCUUCGGUGAGAUGGAGCUGUCUGCGGUGUUCCAUGCAGGCCAUCUGAGCGCCUACGACCGCCGGCUGCUGGCAGCCAGAGGCGUUCCACUGGAAGUGGACGUAGGCGGCGCUUGCGUGGCCGCGCGCGGGUUCACAGCGCUGCGACUGCGGCAGCCUCUGAACACAGUCAACUGCCUGUCCUCCCUCCUGGAGUCCAUCCAGGCGCACGAGAUCGCCCCGAGCUUCGUGGAGGUGGAGCUGAGGGCUUCAGACUUGGGCCUGCUGGUCUCCACCUUGCUGGCUGCCGGCUACCAGUAUUUCAAGGUGUCGCGCCUGGACGGCCUCUUUGGGGAUCAGGCUGGGGACUGGCGCCUGGGCCUCGCCUGGCGCAACUUCUCGGUGGCGGGGGACGCCCUGGCGCUGCGGCGCGCGAAACGGCGGCGCUUCUCGCUGCACGCAGCCCUGCCGGCGGCGAAGCGGCUGGCGCUGUGCCUGUCGGGCCAGCUGCGGGGCCGAAGCGGUGUGGAGGACCUGCGCUGGGUGCGCAGAUUUCAGAGCUUCGAUGCCUUCGCAGUGGUACCCAUGGAGGAUUGCCGCCGCGCGCGGGAGCUGCUGACUGAAAGCUUCCUACAGGCAGAGGUGCUUUGCGUGGACGGGCUCUUCAUGAGCCCAGAGGAGCUGCGGUGGCUCUCUGAAGCGCCCAAGGCGGACCCCGCCAUCUGCCCCGGGCACCACUGCGUCUACGUGUGGCGGGAUGUGGAGACUUGCGGCCGCUUGCUCCGACGGCACAUGGCAAGGUUCCGGCGCUCCUACUGGCGUGUGGUGCGGAUGCGCCUGGAUUUGCACAUGGAGAUCUUCCCGCAGGAUGUGGCAGCGGCGUUUGCGGAUGAGGAGACCAUUUGGGCCUACGCCAUCCCUGAUCGACAGUGGAUCGCCAUGCCUGACAGGUUUGCACUGGGCCCACAGCAAUUGAUGCUGGACGUCUACUUCACCACAUACACCUGGAUGUUGGCCCGUGAGAGCUGGCAGCACUACGAUCCUUUUUUCCGCCCCGCUUGCCAACGGCGGGGCCACCUGCUGGUGGUCGGUGGCCGCGUGGAGGCGCUGGCGAAGACUUGGCCCUGCCCGGAGCACUCGGCCAGGGGCCUGGCCUACCCAGGACCGGAGAACGUGCUCGAGGCACGACUGCUUACCUAUGAGGUACCAGGUGGUCAUGGAGUCGCCUUCCGCCUGCGGCGGGACAUUUGCUUCAGCCAGGGCGACAACUUCUGCGAGAGGGUGCCAAUACGGCACCGCCAUGGCUACUGGAUGAAUGGCCGGAGCGAGAACUGGACGCGCUUCGUCAGCCGCCAGGCGGCCGUGCCUGGCAGCGAGAAGUUGGAGACCAGGCUGCUGGGCUAUGAUGCCACCUUCGCCGCGCGCCUGGCGGAGUUCCUCUUCGAGCAGUGGGCUGAGGCACCCCCGAAGGUGCUGGUGCUGGGCGCCGGCCGCGGCGCCUUAGCAGAGCAGCUGGGCCGGUGGGGCCUGCCGGUGGCUGCCGUAGAUGGCAACUGCCUGGUGCACUUCACCAGUGGCCACGGCCUUUGCGCGGACCUCAUGGAAGACCUGGGCUUGGCCUGGCGCCGGAGCUGUGAGGCUCCCAACGCGAAGAGCUUUUGCAGCUGGCUACAUGGUCCACGAGUCGACUGGGCUGUGGCACUGAACCUGGUGCGAGACAUCCCACGCUUCUUGAUGUCAAGGCUGGCGGCCGCGCUGCGGCACGGCCGCGGCAUCAUCCUGAGCUGGACGCCGAGGAGGCCCUGCGAGGCCGCCAAGAUGAGGCGGCUGCGGGAGCUGCUGCACCGCGCAGGCUACCGGCCAGACAGGUCUGCCAGUCGACAGCUGCGGAUCUUCGGUGGCCUGCUGUGCUGCCCAUGGAACGAGCACGCGCUGGUGCUAAGGCGUCAGCGAGAGAGGUUUUGGGGCUGCGGGCUGCAGCCGAAGCAGCUUCCGCACAGCGCCGGCUGCGUAUUUGGCCAGAACUAUGGGUGCGUGGAAGGCGGAGUGUGGGCCCACUUCGGCUGCCGGGCCCGCUUCGGAGCUGUUGCCUGCUCCAGCGAAUGGGACUACACCGAGUGCCCCUGGCAAGGGCCUGCGCCUCUUCAGCGGCGGUUUUCCAGGCCGCAGCGUUCCGUGCCGGUGGCACGGGCACUGCAGCGCUCCGACCUGUCGCAGACGAACCGUGUGGAGGCGAGUGUCAACUCCAGCCGCUUCACGCGGCUGUUUGGGCUGCCCUUGUCGUGGCUCUACGAUGCCAUGGACCCCUUGACCACCACGGCAGGAGAGUGGUCUGGGAAGGCAACAGGCCUUUGCGCGCUGUGCAGCUCCGCGCUUUGA
Messenger RNA from Effrenium voratum, 2592 nucleotides. Lineage: Eukaryota; Dinophyceae; Suessiales; Symbiodiniaceae. The record is from the annotation of a GenBank genome assembly.